CACCCUCCCUCCUUGCACCGUGCCUGGGUUCCAGCCAGGGCUGUCUGCUGCAUGCACCUUUAAUUUGCAGCCUUCAUACAAAUGUCCUUUUUCCUUUCCUGAUUGAUACUGCUACAGCAGAUCUCUGCCUUCACCCUCCUCCAUCUCCUCCCCAUGUGAGAAGGAAAGAACAAGGUGACAUUUGAGAGAGAAGGACUGAAGAAGGGUUGAAGGGGGCGCAAAGGGUUAUUUUUUUAUUUUAUUAUUUUUUAAUAAAAGGAAAAUAAAUCAGUAUUUUGAAGAUGGCGGAACAAGGGACAGCAAAGACGUCUCCAAAGAGCCCUAGAAUGGCCCCAGUUGCAGGAGCUAUUGCAGCAGCCAUGGAUAGCCUUUUCAAGACUGAUGAAAGACAAAGACUGGCUAAAGAAAGAAGGGAAGAAAGGGAGAAGUAUCUUGCUGCCAGAGAGCAACAGAUAAUAGAAAAGGAGAGAAGAGCGAAGCUACAGUAUGAAAGACAAAUAGAAGAGCGAUGGAAGAAGAUGGAGGAACAGAAACUGCGAGAGGAGCAGAAAAGAGCGGCAGUUGAAGAAAAGAGGAAAAACAAGAUCAGAGCGGAAGAAGAGAAAUUAGAGGCCAUGAUGAGACGGGCCCAGGAACGCAGUCAGCAACUGGAGCAGAAGCAGAAGAGAUGGUCCUGGGGAGGGGCCCUUGUAGCAGGUUCAGGCAGAGAUGGUGAAUCAGAAAAUUCCCCACCCCCUGUUCUAGGCUCCUCUGCCAACACCCUUUCUACAGACCUUGCGGCCCCUGCUGGAGCUGAGGAGUCCUCUGAUGCGUUUGACAAACUUUCAGCUUCUACAAUGAGUCUACAAAAGCCAAUGGACUCCCCAAUCAGUAAGAGGCUCUCCGCUUCAACAGCAACUAUUACACGCUCCCCUGACAGAGCCCAUCGCAUGUACCUUAGUCCCAUGGAAAAUUUCCUUGUCACACGACUGUUGAUGCCAACCCAUUCUUCCUUAGCCAGGAGUAGGAGUACAGCAAUGCUAAAUGAGGCAUGCUAUUCACCGUCAGUCUUCCAUGUCUGUCCUCGUGUAGCACCUGCUAGUCCUCUUAAAUCUCCUUACAAGUCUUCUCCUGUACGGAGUGCUGAGAGACGGAAGACAUUAAUGUCCCCUACGGCAGCAGAUGGCGCUAAGGUAGCAACAUCCCCAGAGCCAGUCCAGACUGAAAAAUUAAAGAAAGAAAAACGGGCUACAACCCCUAAUACGGCGUCUGCUGUGGGAUCACCUUUCAGAAGAUCUGAGUCCCCUGCCACUUUAUCCAAGAGAACAUCAUCUCCGGCAACAUCCAAAUCACAUUCAAAGUCAAACUCACAAUCUGCUGGCAAGACCAGCAAACUGUCCCCUGGCUCAUCAAAUUCCAGCCACGAGACACCCAAAAAAAGGGGAAAAAAAGAACUGUCUAGUCCAAAAUCUGAUGAAUCUAACCCAGAUCAAGGGGCAGAAUCAUCAAAACCUGAGAAAAUCUCUUCCCCAGGAGUGAAAGCAGAUACACCUGACAAAACAUCAAAAUCAGAAAAGGCAUCUCCUGGGGCAAAAGGUGACACAUCUGACUUUACAGGAAAAAUUACUGCUGGCACAACGGAUGCCGAGGAAGCUGCAAAGAUUCUUACUGAAAAAAGACGUCAAGCACGUCUGCAGAAGGAACAGGAGGAGCAAGAGAGACGCGAACGUGAAGAGGCUGAGAGACUAAAGAUGGAAGAAGACAAAAGGAAGGCUGAAGAGGAACGAGUGCGUUUAGCGGAGGAAGCACGGCAACAGGCGGAGAAAAAGAAAUUAGAGGAUGAAGAAAACAGAAGGAAGGCAGAGGAAGCAGCUAGUAUAAAAGCGGAAGAGGAGAGGUUGCUGAAAGAAAAGCAAGAAAAAGAAAUGCAAGCCUACUUAGAAAAACAGAAGGAAGAAGCUGAUGCUAAAGCCAGAGAAGCUGCUGAAGCUUUGAAGAUAGAAAGAGAGCAAAUCAUUCAGCAAAUUGAACAAGAAAGAUUGGAGAGGAAGAAGCGGAUUGAUGAAAUCAUGAAGAGAACAAGGAGAGGUGAUACUCCAGAAAGCAAGAAAGAAGAAUCUAAACCAGAAAUCCCACCAUCAUUAGAUCUAGGAACCUCCGAAAAUGCCGAUAUGAAAGUUUUAGUUAAUGGUCUAUCCGUCCAUCAAGGAAGCAAAGAGUCAGAACCCGCAGUUGACACAAAGCCUCAGGAACUGUUUUCGAAUGGUCUCAAGCCAAGUGGUGGUAUCAUCCAUCUAGAAGCACUGGAAGGAAAGUACAGUAGUUUGGAUGAUUCUACAGAUGAAGUGCAGUCAAUGGACGUGAGUCCUGUCUCUAAAGAAGAACUUAUAUCCAUCCCUGAAUUUUCACCAUUGAAUGAACUCAUUCCCAGCGUGUCACUGGACCAACAUGGGACAAACAAUUCAAGAGCCCUAGAAGAUCUUCUGGAUUUCACCGGCCAAGCUACAUACUCUAAGCUAUCCAGCGAAAGUAUCAACAUUGAUGACUGUAAUAGAAAUUUGAUUGACGGAUUUAACAGUCCUGGCCAAGAACCUAAACUUAAUACAAUCUGUUGACUUACACAACACUGAAUGUUACAGAGCAGGUCUAGUACAGUAACUCGGCAAAGGACGUGCUUUGAGCCAAUGAUGCGGCUGGCAGUGAGAUGAUCAGCUAGCAGAAGCUUCUUUCUACAGACCUAGAACAGUGGACCCCAGUAUCACAGCAAAAUAUGACAUGCAAAUGAUUAAGCUUAAUGUUGAGAUCGGCACUGGCAAAGACCAAAGCCUCCACUGCAUAGAAUUUUGUUUUUGUUUCAUAUAUCUGUAGACUAUUAGACUGUAAGUUCUCUUUUGGGUCCUGCCAUGACAUUGCACUUGAUCAAUUUACAGUGAGAUACAUUUUUUAGCUUUGUAAGCAAUUACAGAAGUAGUACUGGUUUGCACAGGAGAAAAGAGCACACUGUUGUAAGUAAUGAUCCCGAUACACUCAUUGAUGCCUACAUACCUUGUAGCUCUGCAUUAUGAUACUAUCAUAUCAUAACCUAAAAGAUAUACAAUUAAAGGACCACAAUAGGCACCCAGACCACUUCAGCACAAUGAAGUGGUCUGGGUGCCAGGUCCAUCUACUUUUAACCCUGCAGCUGAAAACAUAGCAGUUUCAGAAAAACUGCUAUGUUUACAUUGCAGGGUUAAUCCAGCCUCUAGUGGCUAUCUCCCUGACAGCCAUUAGAGGCGCUUCCGCGAUUCUCAGUGAUAAAAUCACAUUGAAUUCAUGCUGGAUGUCCUCACGUGUCCAGCGUGAGUUCAGAUCCCUAUAGGAAAGCAUUGAUAAUGCUUUUCUAUGGACGGCUUGAAUGUGCGUGGCGGCUCUGGCCGCUCAUGCGCAUUCGGCUCCACUCGGUAGCUGACGUCAGCAGGGGAGGAGAGGUCACCAGCGCUGGAUUAAGGUAAGUGGCUGCAGGGGUUUUAACCCCUUCAACCUCGCAGGAGGGAGGCCCCGAGUGAGGGGGGGAUCUAUUAACCCUAUAGUGCCAGGACAAUGGGUUUGUUUUCCUGGCACUAUAGUGUUCCUUUACCUUAUAUAAAUACCCCACCUUUAGUACUAUUGUGUUUGAGUAUGUUAGGUUCACAGUAAUCGUGAUUCACUGAUUAUUGAAAAAUUAAGAUUUUUUCUUUCUUUCCUACAUUGCUUUUGCAAAGUAAAGGUAGAAAUUUUAAUGAAAAAAAUUAUCUGAAAAAAAUUGUAAUAGAAAAUGGUAAGAACGUAGAAUUCCUGUACAGUUAGUUCAGUGGUUAUUAUCGAGUAAUUUAAGAAUGAAAUGCAGAGAGUACACCACAUGCUUAGUGGGAUCUAGUCCUCUUAUUCCUAAACCAACGGAAUCAGGGCAAUAGAAUUUGCUUCCAUACAACUUUUACAGUACGUUAUACCCUGCAGUACUCUGCCAGUAUCAUUAAGUUAGCAAGCUAUUAGCCAUAUCUUGAGCAAGCAUGAUAGCCAUUUCCGUGUUGUUUCCUUGGUGAAUACAACCAAGAAAGUCCCAUUAUAAGGUGAAAGAGCUUUUGCACCCCUCCAUAAUUAUGGAUUGCACUAUUUUGUAUUGUGUGGGGGGAUUGUGGCCAGUAGCAAAAGCAGGGCAAUUUACAAUAUGUAAUUCUGGUACAAAGUUCUAAAGACUAGAACCAGAAACUUGUCUUUCAUGGUGAUUCUAAUUUUUUUUAUUUUUGCCCUGAAGAUGUUCUGUUUCAAUCUUCCCCCCAAUCUCCAAUAUUCACCCAUAUCAUAUAGUGCCUGUAAAAGGUAAAGCCUGCGCAGGUUGCCCCUAAAUGAGUUGGUGGAGGGCAGUAACAGAAAAAAACGCCGUGCUUGUUUUACACUAGUAUUUUUGGUUUCCCUCAUGCGGUGUGACCCCUGAUAAUCUAACGAUGAAAUAAGCAAGUGACACUGAUUAGGAAUAUAAUUUGCAGAAUAAUAACUGUGGUAUAUACCCUACCAUAGUGUACUGUAAUAAAGUGUGGUACAAUAAUAAAAAAAAAACUGCUUAACAUGACUAUAAAAUGUUGUUAUAUUGCUGACAGUGGGAGUCCGACCUGCUCUCUUUGCAAGUCUUGAAUAGUUCCAUAAGCAUAAGGGGUUAUAUUAUUACUAAAGAUUGCUAAAUUUGAGAAUUGUAAAUUCAACACACUUUUUAUUUUAUUUGUAUUUCUUUUUUUACUAAUCCCUUCAAAUUAAACCCACUCAUUCAUUCAAACCUAGCAACUUAACAUAACUUAUAGCCGAUAGCAAUUGGUUAAAACGCUAGCGGAGGCCCAAAUUUAAAAAAAAAUCCCUUAACUAGUUCACUGCCAAGAAUAUUUGAAGAUGAUAUGGUUAUAAUGGCUUGAAUAGCAUUACAGGAAAAUUUAUUAUUUUUUCUUUUUUCUUAAGAAAAAUAAAUAUUUAGUAUUAUUGUACGUAUUGUGGUGUGAGUAACAAAGUGAUUUACAAGAGACUUGUUGUACAUAACUUUAGAAGACCAAUUCUUGGACAGAAAUACUUGGCGAUUGGCCAAUUAAAUCAACGCAUAGGAUGUAUUAUGAAUGUAUUCUGUAUAAUAUUUUAAGUGCCAUAUACUGUACAUUUACUAAAGUUCUUUCUGUAGGUGAAUUAUUUAAUUGUUUUCAAGCUGUACAUAUUUUUUUAUUUAACAAAGAGACUAAAAAAUGAAAUCAAAACUAAAAAAAAGCCAGAAUAUUCAAAUGGAAAGCAGUAUGGUAAUUAAUUUGAAAAUUACACAGACACACUGUAUUCACAACAGGCAUAAUUGUUACAGAUCUUAACCUCUGACCAUCAGCUUCAUUAAAUUUCCAGGGUAAUUAAGCAAUAAAGAUCAUGGAAUAAGCCUACACAUUAAUACUCAGUGCACAAAGUAAUAAUAAACUUUUUUUGUUUCUUUUUUUAAUUUAUUCUACAUGUUUGCUUUUUGUUUUAACAACAACAUGGAGUCAAGACAAUGUCAGCUUCUAUAUAUUUGUGAAAAUCUAUCUGAUACUGCAACAGCUCUUAGAACGUAAUUACAGCUGUAACUAUAGUGUAACUUUCUAAACAGCACCUGAUUUAGAAUGUAUACUGUAAAGGUGUAUAACAGUGAUGAGUAACGUUUGUCUGGAAACUGUUGUAGAUUGUUUCCUGGCUGGGAAAAAACAACAGUGACACACAUUAGAUGUCAGUGGAGUAUAACAUGUAAUAUGCACUAUUUUACUGAAGUUGGUGGUGGGUGCUCAGUAAGCUUUUGCAUGCUCCUGUGACCUCAGCAUAGUCACGCCACUGAAAUUACAACUGCAAAACUUGGUGUUCAUAUAACUGUGGUAUAGUGUACUUUAACAGAAGUCAAUUGAGAUGUGAUAUUUUAUUAUAACUUAUACAUUCAUAAAUGGCAUGACAUGUAUAGCAUGUAUAGAUCAAAGAGAAAUACACUUUUUUUUUGAACCAGAA
Molecule: messenger RNA, 5991 nt
Organism: Pelobates fuscus (common spadefoot toad)
Lineage: Eukaryota; Metazoa; Chordata; Amphibia; Anura; Pelobatidae
Gene: MAP7D2
Product: MAP7 domain containing 2
Exons: 19
Coding region: 282-2594 (770 amino acids)
Biological process (GO): microtubule cytoskeleton organization
Cellular component (GO): microtubule cytoskeleton
Source: RefSeq, a predicted model, not a curated record